UCAGACACUGCUCCCACCUUAUCCAACUCAGUCCCUCUCAAAAUCAGCAUAUACCUUCGCAUGGAUCCCUUUGAUUACUCUUCAACCCAACACCAAGGAUCAACAAAGAAACAAUCAUUUUAAUCCACAGUUUCCUCAAAAGCACAAAGAAAAACAUUCAUGGCUUGUGCAGCAACAAGACCCACCUUCUCUUUCCACCUCUCAUCCUCUUUCCCUCAAUCCUCACCGCCAAAACCCAGACCCCAUUUCAUCAAACUCUCAAUCCUUCACAAGCCCCACAGGCUGAUCAGCACCGCACACUCCAUUGACAUAUCCAAAGAAGACACGCCCACAUCAAGCGAGCAACCAGCUUCACCCCCUGAAGAGCCGCAAGAAUCUCAAGAAAAGAUCGACAAGCGCCGCCUGGAAGAGAAGUUUGCGGUGUUAAACACCGGUAUCUACGAGUGCAGGUCUUGUGGCCACAAGUACGAUGAAGCGGUGGGAGACCCGUUAUAUCCGAUACCGCCGGGUCUGCAGUUUGAUAAGUUGCCGGAGGAUUGGAGAUGCCCGACUUGUGGGGCGGCGAGGAGCUUCUUUGAGAGUAAGAGUGUGGAGAUUGCUGGGUUUGCCGAGAACCAACAGUUUGGGCUUGGAGGAAAUGCUCUGACUUCUGGGCAGAAGGCUGUGCUUAUAUAUGGGAGCUUGUUGGUUUUCUUUGUGUUGUUCUUGUCUGGGUACUGGCUGCAAUAGUUUGGAAUUGGAGAGGGAAAGAUAUGGGUAACAGGCUUCAUCAAGCAAAUAUAUAUUGUCGAUUGAUAUCAAUCAAAAAUUGAUCAUUUGGUGGUAUGUGCUCCACUGGUUAGCUGUGUUACAAGUAACUAAAUCUAAAUUUUAAGAGCAAUGGAGGAGUUGCAGUAAGGUUUUCCAGCUGAAUCCACUGCAUUUAUGCUGUUCGAUGCAUGGUAUUAUAGAAGUCUAAAUGAUGCGGGAUGAGAAAUGAAUAAUUGGAUCUUUUAGUUUUAUUUAGGUUAUUAGUAAUUAAUUUAUGUUUUAAUUAAUUUUUAUUAGUUAAGGGUGUUAUUUUGUAAUUCAAUAAUGGGUUUGGCUCAAAGUCAGUCAAAUUAGGGUUAGGAUUUUGGUCAGUGUCUAUUUAAGUGUAUUUUUUUUUUUUGUUAUAAUCCAAUGAAGACAUAAUAGAAUUGAAUAAUUGAUGAAUGAACAGAUUUAUUCUUUGA
Molecule: messenger RNA, 1214 nt
Organism: Alnus glutinosa
Lineage: Eukaryota; Viridiplantae; Streptophyta; Magnoliopsida; Fagales; Betulaceae
Exons: 2
Coding region: 160-729 (189 amino acids)
Biological process (GO): alkane catabolic process
Cellular component (GO): chloroplast
Molecular function (GO): electron transfer activity; iron ion binding
Source: RefSeq, a predicted model, not a curated record